Molecule: messenger RNA, 1980 nt
Organism: Leishmania braziliensis MHOM/BR/75/M2904
Lineage: Eukaryota; Euglenozoa; Kinetoplastea; Trypanosomatida; Trypanosomatidae
Product: gamma-glutamyl phosphate reductase-like protein
Exons: 1
Coding region: 1-1980 (659 amino acids)
Molecular function (GO): glutamate-5-semialdehyde dehydrogenase (NADP+) activity
Source: RefSeq, a predicted model, not a curated record
AUGCUUCGCAUCUCUGCUCCCCGCUGGUUGGUGCAGAACAUCCUGCACGACAUACAGGCCGCCGCCGAGUCGCGGUCUGUCAUGGCGACCUCGUCUUUUGCGCAGCGGCGCUCUUUCCUGGCUGCACUCAGCGAGGAGCUGCAUCUCCACCGCGAGUACAUUAUCCGUGCAAACCAGCGCGACUGCGACCUAUUCGGGCAGCAGCAGCAGCAGCGUGGCACGCCCUCCGUGACGAUACCUCCCAUGCUGCCCAGCACGAGCGCAGCUCUGAGUUCGCAGUCAUCCGCCUCGCUUCACGGGGACCGUACCGGGUGCUCGCCGUUUCUCGGUUACCCGGGGCAUCGCGUAGGCGACGUACCCGCUGUCUCCGUGGCCGCUGGGAGCGCUGCAGUGAGCACACCCGGGGCCAAUGCCGCUGGCGGCUCUGGCGCAAGCUCACCACGCCGUCAGAGUUCGCUCGAGUACGUGGUGAGCACGUCCCUGGUUGGAAGCCAAGGCCAACGCGGCGGGGGCAGCACUGCUGCGGGUGGUCGCAUAGCAGCUAGUUCAACAGGUGCUGGUUCUACUCUUGGCGAGACCGCAGCGGCGUCGCAAGCAGCGAACACCUCUUGCACCGCAAUCCCUGCCUCACACUCGGAGUGGCGCGCCGGUGCGCUGUCAGCAUCUCUGCAGCUGGUAUCGACCGCCACUUUGGGCCAUGCGACUCGCACGGAGGCCGGUGGUGGCGGCGGGCACCUUCUCAUCACCCCUGACAACCACUUCCUCAUCUCGCCUCUGCGCCUCGACAAGCUGCACACCACCAUUGAGUACUUGCUCUGCCAGCCUGACCCCAUUGCCAUGCCGCCCUCUUGCUGGUUGCGCGACUACGCUGAGGGGGACAGCAGAUCGGCAGGUGAUCCACUACGCGGAGAAGACUCCUCCGAUGCGGCGCCUAGCCACAACUCACCUCCGCCGCCAUCGGCUAGAAGGCCGCACGAGGAUCGUGGCCGGUGUACGCGGCGAACGGGUCAGCUCGAGGUCUACGAGCUCUCUGUGCCUCUGGGCAUGGUAGGCAUCCUCUCACGGUUUCGCCCGCGCAUCAGCAUCGAUGCAGUUGCCAUGGGGCUGUUUGCCGGCAACACUGUCCUCGUGGAUGGCGGGGUGUCGCUCUACUACACGAAUAUGGCGCUUGUGUCAACAGUGCGGCGCGCACUCGUGACCGCUGGCCUGCCACCGAGCGCGGUGGUGUGCGUGGAGAACUACGACGCGGCCCACCGCAGCACGAGCGAGUGGCUGCAGCUGUCCGGCUACGUCGACCUCGCUGUCGUGUGCGGACCGCCAAAGUUGUACCAGUUUGCUUCUCAGCACUCCACUAUCCCGCUAAUACGCGCGACUGGGCAGUUCAGCAGCAUCUACGUGGACCAGAGCGCCUCCUUCGAGGUGGCGCUAGAGGUGAUACUGAACUCAAAGUUCCAGAAGCUAGGCGCCGCCAACGCCGUGACAACGCUCAUCGUCCACAGCGACUUUCCACGCUACACAGAGCUGCUGCUAGCCCUUGCCGCUGAUGGCGCCGUGCUCCUUGGCGAUGUCACCGCCCAGGAGCGCGUGCCGAACUGCGUGGUGGAGCUGGCGAGUGAGGAAGAGUAUCAGGGUCUCGCCCAGUAUGGCCUGCGAGACGCUGCACGCACGCUUUGCAUCAAGACGGUGGACACGCUCGCUCAGGCACUCUUCUUCAUUGAGUCCUUCGGCUCCAAGCAGAGCGACUGCAUCGUCGCCACCGACCCAGAGGUGUGCGCCACGUACUGCCGGCAGGUUGACACAGCUGUCGCCCUCGUGAACGCCUCCACCCGUCUCUCCAGCGGCGUACCGCUUGGCUGCGGCGUCGACUUCGCCAUCUCCACCUCGAAGACUCACCACCGCGGCCCACUGACAGUCGAGAUGAUGACGACGCGCAAACUUGUCGUGCGCAGUCUCUCUACCUACCACGGCGCUCUGCGUUGA